Jatropha curcas is the source of this 1130-nucleotide messenger RNA. RefSeq names its product vacuole protein. The record is from RefSeq and is a predicted model, not a curated record. Lineage: Eukaryota; Viridiplantae; Streptophyta; Magnoliopsida; Malpighiales; Euphorbiaceae.
UUCCCUGUCUUGAACAUCUGGUGAAAGAAAAGAAUCCCGCUUUCCAAAACACAAAAGAAACAAACUGUCCAUUCUUAAACUGGAAACGAACAAACUAUUAAAUCACCAUUAAUUUGUCGAAUUAAUUCUUCAAAUCCAUCCUUAAUUUUCUCAAUCAUCUUCAUUUCCUUCUCGUAAAAGAAAAAGGAAAUGGCGAGAAAUGGAGCAGAAGGAGGAGAGGGACAAAGCGUCCCUCGAUUAUCUUCAAGUUCCAGAAUAAGAACAGGACCUGACCCGUUCUUGGUCGUGUGUAGAUGCUUUAGCUUCUUGACGGCUCUCACUGCCAUUCUCUGCGUUGCGGUUAACGUUCUCUCCGCUGUUCGAUCUUUCAAAGAUGGAUCCGAUGUUUUCAAUGGAAUAUUCCGGUGUUAUGCGGUGGUGAUUGCGUUUAUUGUGGUUGUUGCUGAGACCGAGUGGGGAUUUGUCACUAAAUUCUGGAAGGUGUUGGAAUAUUGGGCUGGUAGGGGCAUGCUGCAGAUCUUUGUUGCAGUCAUGACAAGAGCUUUCCCUGACUAUUCAUCAAGCCAGAAGGACCUGAUCCUUUUGCAAAAUAUAGCAAGCUAUAUGCUCCUUGCUUGUGGUGUUGUCUAUGUAGUUUCGGGAAUCCUAUGCAUUGGAUUUCUGAAACGUUCUCGCCAGCAGAAAGAAAUUACAAGGGAGCAGGCAGUCAAGGAUCUUGAGCAAUUGGAGCGGCGGAGGGAGGAACUUGAACAAUUGCUUCUUGCAGAAAGAGUUUGAUGCCACUCGUGUGAGCGCAGUAGUUCAGAGAGCAGUGAAGUGACUUCAUAACUCCAACUGUCUGAAUUUCAUGUUUGUAUGCUAUGCAUUGUUGUUUAAUUGAUUGAUUCUGUUAAUUGUUCUGGACGCUGGAGCUAUUUUCUUUUGUAAAGUUGUAUAGCUCAUGUAGAAAACCAUGUAAUCAAUUCUUUUUUAUAGUUGGAAAUCCAAGUUAGCCAGGCACAUGAUAUUUGUUGUGUGUAUAGGUUAAUGUCUAAAUAUCUGUAACUAUCAUGCAUUAGUAGAAAAUGCGUCGACUGCUUUUUGUAAUGGAUCGCAAAGGUUUUUGUAUAAUUAGCAUUUUUUUUGGGCUA